Messenger RNA from Penicillium argentinense, 882 nucleotides. RefSeq names its product acetate uptake transporter family protein. The record is from RefSeq and is a predicted model, not a curated record. The coding region runs from base 1 to 882 and encodes 293 amino acids. NCBI's taxonomy places the organism in Eukaryota, Fungi, Ascomycota, Eurotiomycetes, Eurotiales, Aspergillaceae. The transcript is spliced from 2 exons. Gene Ontology annotation, molecular function: acetate transmembrane transporter activity. Gene Ontology annotation, cellular component: plasma membrane.
AUGUCUUCCACUGAGGCUACCAACAACGGCGCCGUCGAGAAGGACCUUGGCGCUACCCCCGCCAGCGGCGCCCCCAUGAACCCUCAGAUGUCUGCUGAGGAGCACGAGAUUGCUCGCCAGGCCGCCCGCUUCGGCUACGGCCCUCUCGCCCAUGUCAACACCGCCGAGGCUCGCCUCCCCGCGUUCGGGGGUGAGUUCCAGCCCGGUCUGUACAAGCCCGUCGAGGGUCGCAAGUUCGGUAACCCGGCUCCUCUCGGCCUCUGCGCUUUCGCCCUCACCACUUUCGUGCUGAGUGCUAUCAACAUGGGUGCCCGUGACCUCACUGCGCCCAAUAUCGUCGUUGGUCUUGCCUUUGGCUACGGUGGUCUCGUUCAGCUGCUUGCCGGCAUGUGGGAAAUGGCUGUCGGUAACACCUUUGGUGCCACUGCUCUCUCCUCGUACGGCGGUUUCUGGCUUGCUUUCGCGAUCGUUCUCACACCCGGUGGCUUCGAGAUCGAGAAGACGCUCGAGGGUGUGAGCACUGACGCGUUCCCGAGCUCCAUGGGUCUGUUCCUGCUUGGCUGGUUUAUCUUCACCACCAUCCUGGUCUUCUGCACCCUCCGCUCGACCGUUGCUUUCUUCCUGCUCUUCUUCUUCCUGGAUCUCACCUUCCUGCUGCUCGGUGUUGCCUACCUCUACCACGAUGCCGCCGGCCUCCCCAACGUCAAGCUCCAGAAGGCAGGUGGUCUCUUCGGUCUCCUCUCUGCUUUCGCCGCCUGGUACAACGCCCUUGCCGGUAUCGCCGACACCAGCAACUCCUUCUUCAUCAUCCCUGUCGCCCACUUCCCCUGGUCCGCUACUGGCCGUGAGCGCCGUGGCAAGACCGACCGCGAGCUGGCAUAA